Leopardus geoffroyi (Geoffroy's cat) is the source of this 4924-nucleotide messenger RNA. It is a transcript of the gene CTR9, whose product is annotated as CTR9 homolog, Paf1/RNA polymerase II complex component. Gene Ontology annotation, cellular component: Cdc73/Paf1 complex. Gene Ontology annotation, biological process: regulation of DNA-templated transcription. The transcript is spliced from 25 exons. Lineage: Eukaryota; Metazoa; Chordata; Mammalia; Carnivora; Felidae. Bases 745 to 4266 code for a protein of 1173 amino acids. Gene Ontology annotation, molecular function: RNA polymerase II complex binding. The record is from RefSeq and is a predicted model, not a curated record.
ACACACACAACACACGCGCACACAUAAAAUACAGAACUGUCAUAAUGAUUACAGAAUUCACUGGAACAUUUACAUUUAAACUGAUCACAAAGGUAGCACAGGUAUGACCUGCACCUAAUAUCUGCUAAAGGAGGAGCCCCUGACAGGGCUGAGGAAUGCAUGAUUGAAUUAUUCACGGCAAUCUACAGAAGAAAAGAUCGGCCAACUCCGGGGCACAGAGGCGGAGUCCGGCUCGGACACUAUUGCCAGAAUUGGCCGGAGGUCCCACGUCAGUCAGUGGCCAGGCCCCGAACUCGAGCCUCAUUCGUCGUCCGCCCACCACGGGGCGGGACGGCUACGCCUUCGGCGCUUUUAUUCACGCCGCGCCAGUGUGGGUCUGAUUCGGAAGCCACAGACCCACCGAGGAGCUGGCACGCUAACGAAAACCUCGGCGCUGUCAUUUCAGAGUCAAGAAAACAUCGUCAAGGAAACAUCAGAGACACAGGCUGAACUUGCCGUCCGACAGGCCCUCCCGCGGGGAAUGCUUCCGGGGCAGGGGGCGGGGCUGCCGGAAGUGGCCGGACGCCGUCUGCUGUUCGUUGUUUAAGCGGCUGACGGGAAGGAGAAGCAGAAGCCCCGGCGGCGCCGCGGGGCGGCAGUCACGACCUGAUCCCGGGCGGCCGCUAGCCUCUGGACGAGCCAGAAGCCAGGAGUACCGGCUGCGGAGCGGAGGGGCGAGACGCCCGCUCGCCUUCGGAUCUCAUCAUGUCGCGGGGCUCCAUCGAGAUUCCCCUCCGGGACACUGACGAGGUCAUUGAACUUGACUUCGAUCAGUUACCGGAGGGAGACGAAGUUAUCAGUAUUCUGAAACAGGAACACACACAACUGCACAUAUGGAUUGCUUUGGCGCUGGAAUAUUACAAGCAAGGAAAAACAGAAGAGUUUGUAAAGUUGUUGGAAGCAGCACGUAUAGAUGGCAAUUUGGACUAUAGAGACCAUGAGAAAGACCAGAUGACCUGCUUGGAUACAUUGGCAGCCUAUUAUGUACAACAGGCUCGGAAGGAAAAGAAUAAGGAUAAUAAGAAAGAUCUUAUUACACAGGCAACCCUGUUGUAUACCAUGGCCGAUAAAAUUAUUAUGUAUGAUCAGAACCACUUGUUAGGCAGAGCCUGCUUCUGCCUACUGGAAGGUGACAAAAUGGAUCAGGCUGAUGCACAGUUUCAUUUUGUACUCAACCAGUCUCCAAAUAAUAUUCCAGCCCUUCUUGGGAAAGCUUGCAUUUCAUUCAACAAGAAGGAUUACAGAGGAGCUCUUGCUUACUAUAAGAAAGCAUUGCGUACUAACCCAGGAUGUCCAGCGGAAGUUCGUUUAGGAAUGGGCCAUUGCUUUGUGAAACUUAACAAACUGGAAAAAGCUCGUCUGGCAUUCAGCAGAGCCCUGGAACUCAACUCCAAAUGUGUGGGAGCAUUGGUUGGACUGGCUGUACUAGAACUCAACAAUAAAGAGGCUGAUUCCAUCAAAAAUGGUGUCCAGCUUCUUUCCAGAGCCUAUACUAUUGAUCCUAGCAACCCCAUGGUAUUGAACCAUUUGGCAAAUCACUUUUUCUUCAAAAAGGAUUAUAGUAAAGUCCAGCACUUGGCUCUCCAUGCAUUCCAUAAUACAGAAGUGGAGGCUAUGCAAGCAGAAAGUUGCUAUCAGCUGGCUAGAUCAUUCCACGUUCAGGAAGAUUAUGACCAAGCUUUCCAGUACUACUAUCAAGCCACACAAUUUGCCUCAUCCUCUUUUGUGCUGCCAUUUUUUGGCUUGGGACAAAUGUAUAUAUAUCGAGGUGACAAAGAAAAUGCAUCUCAGUGCUUUGAGAAAGUUUUGAAAGCAUAUCCUAAUAAUUAUGAAACUAUGAAAAUCCUUGGCUCUCUAUAUGCAGCCUCAGAAGAUCAAGAAAAACGAGAUAUCGCUAAGGGCCAUUUGAAGAAGGUCACAGAACAGUAUCCUGAUGACGUUGAAGCUUGGAUUGAAUUAGCGCAAAUCUUAGAACAGACUGAUAUACAGGGUGCCCUUUCAGCCUAUGGAACAGCUACACGGAUCCUUCAGGAGAAAGUGCAGGCCGAUGUCCCACCAGAGAUUUUGAAUAAUGUGGGAGCCCUCCAUUUUAGACUUGGAAAUCUAGGGGAGGCAAAGAAAUAUUUUUUGGCAUCAUUGGAUCGUGCAAAGGCAGAAGCUGAGCAUGAUGAACAUUAUUAUAAUGCCAUUUCUGUUACAACAUCGUACAAUUUAGCCAGGCUGUAUGAGGCAAUGUGUGAAUUCCACGAAGCUGAAAAACUAUAUAAAAACAUCUUACGGGAACAUCCUAAUUAUGUUGACUGCUAUCUGCGCCUUGGAGCCAUGGCUAGAGAUAAAGGAAAUUUUUAUGAGGCUUCAGAUUGGUUUAAGGAAGCUCUUCAGAUUAAUCAGGACCAUCCAGAUGCUUGGUCUUUGAUUGGCAAUCUUCAUUUAGCAAAACAAGAAUGGGGUCCGGGACAGAAGAAAUUUGAGAGAAUAUUAAAACAACCAUCUACACAGAGUGACACUUACUCUAUGCUGGCCCUUGGCAACGUCUGGCUCCAGACUUUGCAUCAGCCCACCCGAGAUCGAGAAAAGGAAAAGCGUCACCAAGAUCGUGCCCUGGCCAUCUACAAACAAGUGCUCAGAAAUGACGCAAAAAAUCUGUAUGCUGCUAAUGGCAUAGGAGCUGUUUUGGCCCACAAAGGAUAUUUUCGUGAAGCUCGUGAUGUAUUUGCCCAAGUAAGAGAAGCAACAGCAGAUAUCAGUGAUGUGUGGUUGAACCUAGCACACAUCUAUGUGGAACAGAAGCAAUAUAUCAGUGCCGUUCAGAUGUAUGAAAACUGCCUCAGAAAGUUCUAUAAGCACCAGAACACUGAAGUUGUACUGUAUUUGGCUCGGGCACUCUUCAAGUGUGGCAAGUUACAGGAAUGCAAACAGACUUUGCUAAAGGCUAGACAUGUGGCGCCCAGUGAUACAGUACUUAUGUUUAAUGUGGCCUUGGUUCUGCAGAGACUAGCUACCUCUGUUCUGAAAGAUGAAAAGAGUAAUCUGAAGGAAGUACUUAAUGCUGUGAAAGAACUGGAGCUUGCACAUAGAUACUUCAGUUACUUGAGUAAAGUGGGAGAUAAAAUGAGAUUCGAUUUGGCCCUCGCUGCUACAGAAGCCAGGCAGUGCUCUGACUUACUGAGCCAGGCCCAGUACCAUGUCGCCCGGGCACGUAAACAAGAUGAAGAAGAGAGGGAGUUACGGGCCAAACAAGAGCAAGAAAAGGAACUGUUAAGGCAGAAACUUCUUAAAGAACAGGAAGAGAAACGUCUCAGAGAAAAAGAAGAGCAAAAGAAACUUUUAGAACAGCGGGCCCAGUAUGUUGAGAAGACCAAAAAUAUUCUUAUGUUUACUGGAGAGACCGAAGCAACAAAAGAAAAGAAAAGAGGAGGUGGUGGUGGACGGCGUUCUAAAAAGGGAGGAGAGUUUGAUGAAUUUGUCAACGACGAUACCGACGAUGACCUGCCUAUAUCCAAGAAGAAGAAGAGAAGAAAGGGCAGUGGUAGUGAACAAGAAGGGGAAGAUGAGGAAGGUGGUGAAAGAAAGAAGAAAAAGAGGAGAAGACCUCCAAAGGGAGAAGAAGGAUCUGAUGAUGAGGAAACAGAAAAUGGCCCCAAACCGAAAAAGCGACGUCCACCAAAAGCAGAGAAGAAGAAGGCUCCCAAGCCAGAGCGUCUGCCUCCUUCAAUGAAGGGAAAAAUAAAAUCCAAAGCCAUAAUAUCAUCAAGCGAUGAUUCUUCAGAUGAAGAUAAACUUAAAAUUGCUGAUGAAGGACAUCACCGCAACAGCAACAGCAACAGCGACUCCGACGAGGGUGAACGGCGGAAGAAACAUGCCUCUUCAGACAGCGAUUCUGAUGAGAACCAGAACAAGUCUGGCAGCGAGGCCGGCAGUCCCCGGAGGCCCCGAAGACAGCAGUCAGAUGAGGAUUCAGACAGUGACCAGCCAGCCAGAAAGAGAAGGCCCUCGGGUUCUGAACAGUCUGACAACGAAUCUGUGCAGUCUGGGAGAAGCCGCUCUGGAGGUUCUGAGAUGGACUCUCGCCCGGCUUCUCCAAGUGCCGAGUCAGACCACGAUUCCGAGAGAGGAUCUGAUAACGAGGGCUCUGGCCAAGGCUCUGGAAAUGAAUCAGAACCAGAGGGAUCCAACAAUGAGGCCUCGGAUCGGGGCUCAGAACAUGGAUCAGAUGAUAGCGACUAGGUUUUAUUUCAUAAAUAAGCUUCAUCUCUGGAGGAAACUUUUUUAAUAUAUGAAAGCUGUGACAGAAACGCUUCAGAUGUUUAGUCAAACAAUUGUGAAAUUUUUCCUAAGGCAGUUUUUUUUUCUACCCAUUUGUAUAUUACUAAGCCCCAAGAGAUAUUUCCUGCGCUAAAGUCCAGUAUCUGAGUCUCUUGAGCAAGUGAAGAAUGUGACUGUUCCUCGUUGCGGUACAGUUCUACCUGUCAUGUGUGAAAACCACAGGAAGAAUAAACCCAGAUGCUAAAUCAUUCCUACAGAGGUUUGGCUGAAACUGGCAGAGACGUCUCCUCAUCUUCGUACGUUAAGCAGCAUACUGUUUCGGUUUUUAUUGCAGUCUUUGACCAAGUGGUGCAGGCAACUUGGUGUUCAUGUCUUUGUUCCAUUUUAAGUUCAGAUUGAGAAUAUUUUUAUUUUCUGGAGGAGGAAGUAUCUACUGUAUAAUCGCACCAAAGUACAAGUGAAAGGAAGGUUUUCUCCAAUAGUGUAACACUGCAGCCGUGUAGAUAAAAACCACAGAUACGUAAUUUGUUAGGUCGACUAAGAUGUGGACAAAUGCUUUUCUGUUAGUAGAAUGCAAAGACCUACAUACGUCACACAAUAAAAUUCUCUUACCAACUUU